AUGAGGGAGACAGGAGAAAGAGCAGACGAAAGCGGAGAUGAAAGAGCAGACGAAAGCGGAGAUGAAAGAGCAGACGAAAGCGGAGAUGAAAGAGCAGACGAAAGCGGAGAUGAAAGAGCAGACGAAAGCGGAGAAGAAAGAGCAGACGAAAGCGGAGAUGAAAGAGAAGACGACAGCGGAGAAGAAAGAGCAGACGAAAGCGGAGAAGAAAGAGAGAUUUGGGGAGGAGUCGUGACAGAGAAAGACCGAGAGGGGGCGUCGCCGCCCUUUCCCUCUCCGCAGGCGGCGGACACCGUGACGCGUCUCCAGCUUCUCCUCACGAACUUCUCCAGUCACCUCUACGACGUCGUCCAGCAAGUCCCGGAACUUGCGCCGCCUCUCCCGCUCUCUCCCCCCAAUUCUUCUUCCUCUUCUUCUUCCGCUAGCAAAGAAGAGGGCGAUGCUGAGAAGCGCGCGCAGCUGGAGUCUUUUUUGCUGCGCUCCGCAAACAACGUCGCCGUCAUCAUGCAUGCAAUCGAGACGGAGAUGGAGAAUUUGCCUUCGUCCCUUCGCACCCGAGCGGAGACGAACCGGAAGAUUGCCUUUCUGGAAAAGGAGAAUCAGAAGGCCGCCGCGGAACUGCGCGCACUGACUGCGGAGACCAGCAGAGUUCGGGAGACCCUACGUCAAGCUCUCCGACAGUCGCUGACCGAGGACACCCACAUUGUCGUUGAUGAGUAA
Molecule: messenger RNA, 720 nt
Organism: Neospora caninum
Lineage: Eukaryota; Apicomplexa; Conoidasida; Eucoccidiorida; Sarcocystidae
Exons: 4
Coding region: 1-720 (239 amino acids)
Cellular component (GO): mediator complex
Source: RefSeq, a predicted model, not a curated record